UUGUCAGUGGCAGGACUGGUGAAUAGAGUCACUAAGAAUAUAUAUGAGAUGCUUGCCUUUAUCAGUUGAGAUGUAAAUUGUAAGAGCAGGGAGCCACACAGGACUUUGAUCCAACCAUAGCUGGAGUAUUGUAUAUGGUUCUGGCCACCACACUAUUGCCUGGGAUGGAGCCUUUCAGCCCUGAAGAAGGGCUGGUCUAGGCUAGGUUUCUUUGGAACAGAGAAGAUUGAGGGAGGUUGUGACAGAGUAUGUAAGAUUAUGCGAGGCAUGGGGCCAUGUUGAAUGGAAGGCAGCUGUUCCUCUUAGUCCAAGGUUCAAUGACAAGGGGCGUAAGUUUUAGGUGAAAGGAAGGAGGAUUAGAAAUGGAUUUGAGGAAAAUACUUUCACCCAGAGGGUACUGGAGGUUUGGAAUGAUCUGCCUGGGAGGGGAGUUGAGGUGGGGAACCUGACAACCUUUAAAAUAAUUUGGAUGAGCCACUUGAAAUGUCAUAACGCUCAAGGUUGGGGCCUAGUGCGGAUAAGUGGGACUGGUGAAGAUUGAGGGGGAGGUAGGUCGGUGCAGACUCGAUGGGCCGAAGGGCCUCUGCUGUACUGGAUGGAGAGAUCCCUUUAAUGGUUAAAGGGGGAGCCUGAGCCUGCAGUGUCUCCUCCCCCUGUCAGAGGUUGAUUUGUUUGUGUGCUGCCGUGCCCUGGUCGGAUUUCUGAUCCUGUCUCCUGUCGGCUGCAGCCACAUCUUCGCCUCGGGACGGUGUCUCGCUGCUGAUUCCAGGAGAAUGAAGCCUUUCCAGUAAACCUUGUAGAGGGGGCUGAUGUGAGUGCGCUGCUGUCGACUGGGCAGGGCCGGGCCGGGCCGGGCUGGGCUCAUUAUCCCCGGAGACAGGGAGGAGACUGUGCUGGCAGGAUGACAGUCCAGCCGGGGAGCCGUGACUGACUGAGUGACUGAGUGAGUGAGUGAGAGAGAGAGAGAGAGAGCUUGCCUGGUGUUCACUCCUUCGCUGUCUGCAGACCCUGUGGAACAUGGAGCCACUCCGUCCCCGGCUGCCCUGAAUGGGGCUAGCAACACGGUCCUGAUCCACGGCCCCGGCAGAAUCACAGAACCGCCUACAGCCUGCAGAUUAUCUGUUCUAUGUCUGUCGCAGCCUGGGGCUGAGGAAUGUGAGCCUGAUAAUUACAGCUUUCAAAUCGCUGGAUUCCACUCAAAGAGCAUCAAACCUCCCAGAUUGCUGGAGAGCUCCGGUCUCAAUGGAGAGGCGGUGGCAGGGUUGAGCGGAAGCUUUGUGGAAGGGGCGUUUGAGGGUCCAAGCAGCAGUACUGACGAGCUGGCAGUAGCCCCCAUCCCCCCACAACAAGAUGGCUUCAAAUUUCAAUGACAUUGUGAAACAGGGAUACGUGAGGAUGAGGAGCCGGAAACUGGGGAUCUACCGACGGUGUUGGCUCAUCUUCAAAACAUCGUCCAGCAAAGGACCCCGAAGGUUAGAGAAAUAUCCCGAUGAGAAAGCAGCCAAUCUCAAAGCAAGUCCCAAGGUGACUGAGAUCAGUAAUGUUAAAAACGUUACCCGCUUACCGAAGGACACUAAACGCCAGGCUGUAGCCCUCAUAUUCAGCGAUGACACGUCCCGCACCUUUACCUGUGACUCAGAGCUGGAAGCUGAGGAAUGGUACAAAAUUCUCUCCAUCGAAUGUCUCGGGGCAAGACUCAACGAUAUCACCCUGGGCGAGCCAGAUCUGCUUGCUGCUGGUGUUAUGUGUGAACAAAACGAGCGUUUCAAUGUUUACCUCAUCCCUUCCCCAAACCUGGAUGUCUAUGGAGAGUGUAUGAUGCAGAUCACGCAUGAGAACAUCUACCUCUGGGAUAUUCACAACACCCGCAACAAACUGCUCAGCUGGCCACUGUGCUCACUGCGUAGAUACGGCCGUGACAACACACGCUUCACCUUUGAAGCUGGACGCUUGUGUGACACUGGGGAAGGACUGUUCACAUUCCAGACGAGGCAGGGGGAAGAGAUUUAUCAACGGGUUCACACAGCCACUCUGUGUAUCGCAGAGCAACAUAAAUACAAGGUCCUGGACAUGGAGAAGAACAUGACAAUAUUAAACAAGAGUGCAGAAGUGGAGCACUUCCCAUCUCCAGCUAGUGCUGUGCUCCCCCGCAGUGCCUUUUGGCACCACAUCACAAGCUCACAGCACACCAGGGAAAUGGUCCGCAGUAAUCCAGAGUUAUACUGCACAGGCCAGGCAGCAGGUGACAUGGACUCCUUCCCUGGACAAGCAAGUCCUUUAAGCAGCGAGUGUACGCUCUCGCCACACUUCCCCACUCAGUGAGUGAUCUGGACAGAGCUUGCCUCAAUCUGCAGAGAGGGCUGAGCCACACCUUUCAAUAAGGACCAACAAGAAAUUGGGACAAAGCACCCCCCGCAACCCCCCUCCCCCCACCCUGCUCCCUCAUCUUACCCACUGUGUACAAAUGUGGAACAAGAUAAAGAAACACCGCACUUGACAGGAUUGGGAGAGGAAGGCACUGGCAGAAGUCUUGGAGGUGGGUUUUAUUUUGCACCUCUGACAGCAUUGAAGAUAUCUGGAGUAAAGGCCAAAGCACAAGACCAUUGAGACAUAGCACAAGGAGCAGACCUGAGAGGGAAGGCCAGUAUGCACAGUCACUCAAUGACCUAACUCAGGACAGAGCUGGUUUUGUCUUCAGUAGCAUCACUGGCAAAAACUCUUAUUGUGAAUACAAUCCUGGUGCCUGUUCAGGGACUGGCCUGACAUGAGAGACCCUCUGAUCCAAAAUUUGAGAAUAUGCUGUCCUUCCAAAUGCUGGAAUCUAAUCAGUCACUUUAUAAUAGGUACUCAGUUCAUUUGUAGAAGGGCUUUCCAAGUUUUUAUUGGACCUCAGGGUUC
Messenger RNA from Chiloscyllium plagiosum (whitespotted bambooshark), 2898 nucleotides. Its product is annotated as docking protein 4. The record is from RefSeq and is a predicted model, not a curated record. Gene Ontology annotation, cellular component: cytoplasm. Lineage: Eukaryota; Metazoa; Chordata; Chondrichthyes; Orectolobiformes; Hemiscylliidae. Gene Ontology annotation, biological process: cell surface receptor protein tyrosine kinase signaling pathway.